This is a messenger RNA of Sclerotinia sclerotiorum 1980 UF-70, 294 nucleotides long. RefSeq lists its product with no specific name. NCBI's taxonomy places the organism in Eukaryota, Fungi, Ascomycota, Leotiomycetes, Helotiales, Sclerotiniaceae. The record is from RefSeq and is a predicted model, not a curated record. The coding region runs from base 1 to 294 and encodes 97 amino acids. The transcript has 2 exons.
AUGUUGCAACUACUCGAAGCGAAGGACGCCAAGGGGGAGAAAGCGGUGUACUCCUUGGUAGUAGGUACAGGUACAGCUAAGGUAAGAAGUAUGAUGAACUGUCAGAUGAUUUUAGUCGAUACAGUAAGAGCUUACCUACUCAGCUUCCUCCUUUUCUCUGCAAGGAGAAUCAAAUCUUUCAUCAUUUUCGCCACUUGGGAGGUGAGCCAGCACAUUGCACAAAAAAACACCAAGACGAUUAAUCAAUCUUAUGCCAGCACCAAUGCCGGUCUCCCAGCGGUGAGAGGGAAAUAA